Messenger RNA from Gigantopelta aegis, 1708 nucleotides. RefSeq names its product bifunctional peptidase and arginyl-hydroxylase JMJD5-like. The record is from RefSeq and is a predicted model, not a curated record. Bases 358 to 1581 code for a protein of 407 amino acids. Lineage: Eukaryota; Metazoa; Mollusca; Gastropoda; Neomphalida; Peltospiridae. The transcript has 7 exons. Gene Ontology annotation, molecular function: calcium ion binding; 2-oxoglutarate-dependent dioxygenase activity.
AUUUUAUUACAUAUUAAUUUUCAUUUUGUUUUUACGAUCCUCCUCUAAUCCACCACCUCUGGAUCCGCCACUGUAUAUGGUAAUACUGGCUUAUUAAUUUAGUGAGCUGUGAUAUAUUUUCACUUGCUCGUCAGCCGAUGUUUAACGUGUUAACGUAACAGCUGCGAACCCAUGCACGCGAAACAGGAUCUUUGUGAAAGGCAGAAAACAUCCGCAACCAUCCAAUCAGAUAUUUCCAUAACAGGUAGUGGCAACAGUACAUCUUGUAAGCCAUAUUCCCCAGUUUAUAAGUUUAACAUUAUUUCACCGAUCUAUAAAUAUAUAUAUUAAUUUUCGACACGACUCAUAUCGUUUAAAAUGAACCAUCAUCAUAUAUACGGUUUGUUAAUGUUGUUCCAAGUAACCUUGGUGACCUUCUGUGACGAUGAUCCCCCGGGGCACAUGCAGCCUAUGUGUAACUACCCUCCAUUACAAAAGGCCGCAACAAUGGACGACUUCCCCACCCCAGAGUAUUUCUUCCGGUGGUUAACGUCGCCAGGGCAACCAGUUGUGUUCAAGUCCGUUCUGGAUAAAAUCGACUUCCCAGCUUAUCACAAGUGGACGGACGACUACCUGCGCGAGAAGUUUGGCCAAAUAGUCGUCCAGACGGAACAGUCGCGAGACUAUGAUAAUUACCUCGGCAGCAUCAAAUGGCGACUUAUGCACCAGUUCCUAAGCGACUAUAAAGAGCGAAGGCAGUAUUUGGUGCAAGACCUCAAAGAAAACAUGAAAGAGGACAUCCGUAUUCCUCGCAGUCUACAGUGUGGAGGGUUUCAGAACCUGUUUGAGAAGUUCGUCAUGUGGCUGAGCAGAGCAGGCUCGACGUCGUUCUUACACAACGACGAGUACGACAACAUCAACUGCAUCCUAGACGGCGUCAAAGUGUUCAAACUGAUAGACAAGAAAUAUUCGCAGCAGGUCAAGGCCGAUAAUUAUAACCAUGAACUUGGGUACAGUACCGUGGAUGUUGACAAAGUUGACCUACAUCGGUUUCCAAAACUUCAAGGCCUGCCGUGGAUAGAAGCACGAGCUGAAAAAGGAGACUGCAUUUUCGUUCCAAAAGAUUGGUUUCACCUUGUGUAUUCUACUGGGGAGCGGAACCUGGCCGUGAACAUGUGGAUUGUUCCUCUGCCGGUCUUCAACGCAUCGGACUGUCAACUUCGCGAGCUGCACAGCGAGGCCACGAGAUACCAGACGUCAGACAACAUGCAGUCAAUACGACACACUAUCAUGUACGUAUACAAAGACAAGCAAAAUAUACAGAAAGACGACCUCGACCUAAUUCUGCUGAAAAAUUCACGAACUGAAGAAAACAGAAAUCAGAUCAUGAAGUAUCUGGAUGCAGACCAUGAUGGUGUUGUGUCCUGGGACGAGGUGCUGACGAUGGAUAUUGAAGAGUUCGUGGUGAAGUUCAUAGACAUCCUCCAUCUUCCACCCCAUCUCGACCAGCUGAAGGCUUACCUCCGGGAAAUCACGAACAAUGACGUGGAUUCGUACAGUCGGCUCAUAGAGUUAACGAGCGACGCGCGCGAAGAGUUAUAGAUGUUCUUUCUUUCUUUUUGUCUUUCUUUUAAAUUAGUUUCGUGCUUAUAUCUAAUUAAGGUUCAAGCACGCUGUCCUGGCACACACCUCAGCUAUCUGGGCUGUCUGUCCAGGGCCCCGUUCCACA